Molecule: messenger RNA, 5750 nt
Organism: Oncorhynchus kisutch (coho salmon)
Lineage: Eukaryota; Metazoa; Chordata; Actinopteri; Salmoniformes; Salmonidae
Product: vesicle-associated membrane protein-associated protein A-like
Exons: 6
Coding region: 92-880 (262 amino acids)
Biological process (GO): neuron projection development
Cellular component (GO): endoplasmic reticulum membrane; plasma membrane
Molecular function (GO): FFAT motif binding
Source: RefSeq, a predicted model, not a curated record
GCUCCCGUGGCGUGUGCACGUUCAGUCAGCGACUGACUCGCUCAAUAGUAUUUCAAUCUGUCAGUGACUCCCUGACAACUGUAGCUAAAAUAUGUCAAAGUUAGAGCAGAUCCUUGUUCUCGAUCCUCCGUCUGACCUCAGAUUUAAAGGUCCUUUUACAGAAGUCAUCACCACCAACCUGAAGCUGAAGAACCCGUCUGAUAGAAGAGUAUGUUUCAAAGUGAAGACCACAGCUCCUAGGAGAUACUGUGUACGGCCCAACAGUGGCAUCAUAGAUGCAGGCGCCACCGUCACCAUCUCUGUAAUGCUCCAGCCCUUCGACUACGACCCCAACGAGAAGAGUAAACACAAAUUCAUGGUCCAGAGUAUCUUUGCUCCUCCUAAUGAGUCUGAACUCGAUGCUAUGUGGAAAGAUGCGAAACCCGACGACCUCAUGGAUUCCAAGCUGAGAUGUGUAUUCGACCUGCCUCCUGAAAACGGUAGAGUGAAUGACGCGGAAGGGAGCACCGACGUUGCGGCGCCCGUGCAGAACUCGUCCAAGGCAGCGCCCGUGCAGAACUCUUCCAAGGACGUUCCCGUGGCGAAGACGGCGGCGAAGACGGUCAGCGCCUCGAUGGACGACUCAGAGAUGAAGAAACUAUCAGAGGAGUGCAGGAGACUGCAGGCUGACAUGGGCAAACUGACCGAGGAGAACAGACAACUCAAGGACGACGGUGUUAGAAUGAGAAGGGCUGCCCAGCAUUCCGAUCACAUGACAUCAAAUCAGACAGGCUCCUCCUCCUCCAUGAUGCAACACACCACCGCAGCGUCCCUGCCCUCCCUCCUCGUCGUCAUAGCAGCCAUCUUCAUCGGCUUCUUCAUGGGGAAGUUUAUCUUGUAGACUGGGGUUGGCUCUGAAAUGGCACCCCAUUCCCUUGACCAGGGCCCUCAUGCGGAUGAGUCCCAUAGGGCUCUGGUCAAACGGUAGUGCACUACACGGGGAAUAGGGUGCCAUUUGGGAUGUUACGUUCUGAGAGACGCACAACGCCUGCCGUAUCCCACGACAAUCCCACUGCUCCGGAAUCAAAAGGCCUGGAUGGAACUGACUAACGAAGAUGUAUUUCUGUUGACUUAAACAUAUCAGAAGUAGUGCUGCGAGCCUCCAUUUGUCUGCAGUGACCACGUCUGUCUCUCUGGUCUCUCUGUCUCUCUGGUCUCUCUGGUCUGUCUGGUCUCUCUGGUCUGUCUGGUCUCUCUGGUCUGUCUGUACAGCAUCAGUACCAGGGCCCCGCUGCCUUUUUACAAAGGCUCACACAUGGCUAGUACACUCACACACACACACACACCACACACCACACACCACACACACACACACACACACACACACACACACAGAGGGAAGGGAGAAAGAUUGCUCCUUGUUUUUGUUCUUUGAUGGCUGGACAGACAGGAUUGUGGAGGGGUAUGAUGGUUAUAUCCUAAAUUACACCCUAUUCCCUAUAUAGUGCACUACUUUAGACCAGAGCCCUAUGGAACCCUAUUCCCUAUAUAGUGCACUACUUUAGACCAGAGCCCUAUGGAACCCUAUUCCCUAUAUAGUGCACUACUUUAGACCAAUGCCCUAGGUACCCUGGUAAAAAGUUAGCGCACUAAAAAUGGAAUAGGCUGCUAUUUAGGACAUACAGGAAGAAGUACACUACCAAUCAACAUGGAGGACAGUUUACUGUGCAUCCCAAACGGCACACUAUCCCCUAUGUAGUGCACUACUUUUGAUAAGAGACGAUACUAAUUGAGCCCAGGUCUACAGUAGUCAGGUCCUAACCUCCAGUCCUCAGUCCCAGGACAUAGUAGCCUGGUUCUAACCUCCAGUCCUCAGUCCCAGGACAUAGUAGCCUGGUUCUAACCUCCAGUCCUCAGCCCCAGGAUAUAGUAGCCUGGUCCUAACCUCCAGUCCUCAGCCCCAGUCCAGGAUAUAGUAGCCUGGUCCUAACCUCCAGUCCUCAGCCCCAGGCCAGGAUAUAGUAGCCUGGUCCUAACCUCCAGUCCUCAGUCCCGGAUAUAGUAGCCUGGUCCUAACCUCCAGUCCUCAGUCCCAGGCCAGGACAUAGUAGCCUGGUCCUAACCUUCAGUCCUCAGUCCCAGAUAUAGUAGCCUGGUCCUAACCUCCAGUCCUCAGUCCCAGGAUAUAGUAGCCUGGUCCUAACCUCCAGUCCUCAGCCCCAGUCCAGGAUAUAGUAGCCUGGUCCUAACCUCCAGUCCUCAGCCCCAGGCCAGGAUAUAGUAGCCUGGUCCUAACCUCCAGUCCUCAGUCCCGGAUAUAGUAGCCUGGUCCUAACCUCCAGUCCUCAGUCCCAGGCCAGGAUAUAGUAGCCUGGUCCUAACCUUCAGUCCUCAGUCCCAGAUAUAGUAGCCUGGUCCUAACCUCCAGUCCUCAGUCCCAGGAUAUAGUAGCCUGGUCCUAACCUCCAGUCCUCAAUCCCAGGCCAGGAUAUAGUAGCCUGGUCCUAACCUCCAGACCUCAGUCCCAGGCCAGGACAUAGUAGCCUGGUUCUAACCUCCAGUCCCAGGAUAUAGUAGCCUGGUCCUAACCUCCAGUCCUCAAUCACAGGCCAGGAUAUAGUAGCCUGGUCCUAACCUCCAGUCCUCAGCCCCAGGCCAGGAUAUAGUAGCCUGGUCCUAACCUCCAGUCCUCAGCCCCAGGCCAGGAUAUAGUAGCCUGGUCCUAACCUCCAGUCCUCAGUCCCGGAUAUAGUAGCCUGGUCCUAACCUCCAGUCCUCAGUCCCAGGCCAGGACAUAGUAGCCUGGUCCUAACCUUCAGUCCUCAGUCCCAGAUAUAGUAGCCUGGUCCUAACCUCCAGUCCUCAGUCCCAGGAUAUAGUAGCCUGGUCCUAACCUCCAGUCCUCAGCCCCAGGCCAGGAUAUAGUAGCCUGGUCCUAACCUCCAGUCCUCAGUCCCGGAUAUAGUAGCCUGGUCCUAACCUCCAGUCCUCAGUCCCAGGCCAGGAUAUAGUAGCCUGGUCCUAACCUUCAGUCCUCAGUCCCAGAUAUAGUAGCCUGGUCCUAACCUCCAGUCCUCAGUCCCAGGAUAUAGUAGCCUGGUCCUAACCUCCAGUCCUCAAUCCCAGGCCAGGAUAUAGUAGCCUGGUCCUAACCUCCAGACCUCAGUCCCAGGCCAGGACAUAGUAGCCUGGUUCUAACCUCCAGUCCCAGGAUAUAGUAGCCUGGUCCUAACCUCCAGUCCUCAAUCACAGGCCAGGAUAUAGUAGCCUGGUCCUAACCUCCAGUCCUCAGCCCCAGGCCAGGAUAUAGUAGCCUGGUCCUAACCUCCAGUCCUCAGCCCCAGGCCAGGAUAUAGUAGCCUGGUCCUAACCUCCAGUCCUCAGUCCCAGGCCAGGACAUAGUAGCCUGGUCCUAACCUCCAGUCCUCAGUCCCAGAUAUAGUAGCCUGGUCCUAACCUCCAGUCCUCAGCCCCAGGCCAGGAUAUAGUAGCCUGAUCCUAACCUCCAGUCCUCAGCCCCAGGCCAGGAUAUAGUAGCCUGGUCCUAACCUCCAGUCCUCAGCCCCAGGCCAGGAUAUAGUAGCCUGGUCCUAACCUCCAGUCCUCAGCCCCAGGCCAGGAUAUAGUAGCCUGGUCCUAACCUCCAGUCCUCAGCCCCAGGCCAGGAUAUAGUAGCCUGGUCCUAACCUCCAGUCCUCAGCCCCAGGCCAGGAUAUAGUAGCCUGGUCCUAACCUCCAGUCCUCAGCCCCAGGCCAGGAUAUAGUAGCCUGGUCCCAGAUCUGUUUGCGCUGUCUGGUUCUGAUCAAACGUAGUGCCCUAGGGAGUAGGGUAUAAUUUGACUCCUAGAGUCGCCGUGGGCCUAAAGCAGUGGAAUAAACCAAGUGUUCUCUGUCUGUGUUUAAUAGUAGUUAAAUGGAACGUUAAGUGUCUUUUGUAAAUGUUAUUUUAAUCAUUUUUAAGAUGAAAAGGGGAGCACUACUUCUUCAAUCGUCAAAUACCAACCACCUUUACUACCUGUUGCAUGGCAUCCCGUUUCGUUUUAUAGUGUGCUACUCGUGACCAGAGCACUAUGGACCCUAGUCAAAAGUAGUGCACUACACAGGGACGCAGCCAUAGACCAUAGACUACUGCAUUUGUUCUGUUUGUAAUUUCUCUACUUUCUAUUCCAUCUGGGAAAUAAUAGGUGCCUCCUUCCUUCCUGUCCUACCUGUCCUUUCAUACCUGUCCUUUCCUUCCUCCCUUUUCUACCUGUCCUUUCAUACCUGUCCUUUCAUUCCUCCCUUUCCUACCUGUCCUUUCCUUUCUCCCUUUCCUACCUGUCCUUUCCUUCCUCCCUUUCCUACCUGUCCUUUCAUACCUGUCCUUUCCUUCCUCCCUUUUCUACCUGUCCUUUCAUACCUGUCCUUUCAUUCCUCCCUUUCCUACCUGUCCUUUCCUUUCACCCUUUCCUACCUGUCCUUUCUACCUGUCCUUUCAUACCUGUCCUUUCAUUCCUCCCUUUCCUACCUGUCCUUUCAUUCCUCCCUUUCCUACCUGUCCUUUCAUACCUGUCCUUUCAUUCCUCCCUUUCCUACCUGUCCUUUCCUUCCUCCCUUUCCUACCUGUCCUUUCAUACCUGUCCUUUAAUUCCUCCCUUUCCUACCUGUCCUUUCCUUCCUCCCUUUCCUACCUGUCCUUUUCUACCUGUCCUUUCCUACCUGUCCUUUCCUACCUGUCCUUUCCUACCUGUCCUUUCCUACCUGUCCUUUCUACCUGUCCUUUCCUACUCCUGACAAUACCAAUGUAGACUUUAUAUUAUUAUUAUAUUCUUUUUCUCAAAUCAUUAUAAUCCUUUUUUUUUGAGUCGAAUGACUUUUGAGUCGACCCUCCCAUGGUUUUAAACCGAAGAAAUACAACUGAAAACAAUGUGGGUUUUGAUAGUGUUUCGUCUUCUGUCGUAGUCUCUUAGAAUAUACUGUACACUCCUCAUACAACACAUCACCAUGUAGCCAACAUGUUUGUUUUGUAACGUGGAAUUAACAUUGUAGCGACCUUAACCCCAACACCUAGCGACUUUUAUCAAGAGGUUCGGACCUCUUGACGUAACGGUUAAGGUCUUUGCUUGAUAGUCGCUGGACCAGGGUUCAAGUCCCGGUCGAGGCUAUGCCCUGAAUUCGCUACGUUGGUGUCAGUAGUGGGACGGUGCCCGUGAGGCCACAUCGGGAGAGGAGUGUACACAUGAGGGACACACUCAGAUAUAAUGUCGAGAUGCGUAUGUCUCCGCCCCUAACAAUGGGAAUAGUUGUCUGCGGAACGGCACCCUGUCAAGCUCGGGUCUAUUCCUCUCUUUGGAUUGGUGGAUAUAUCUCGUUAUUUGAUGAGGGGUGUUGACGUCAUCACUCUCUCAAUGGAGAGUUAGAUGCUAUGCUAGCCACGUGAACAUGCAUAGACGCUAUGCUAGCCGCAUGAAUAUGCAUAGGCACUAUGCUGGCCUCGUGAACAUGCAUAGGCGCUAUGCUGGCCUCGUGAACAUGCAUAGACGCUAUGCUGGCCUCGUGAACAUGCAUAGACGCUAUGCUGGCCUCGUGAACAUGCAUAGACGCUAUGCUGGCCUCGUGAACAUGCAUAGACGCUAUGCUGGCCUCGUGAGCAUGCAUAGACGCUAUGCUGGCCUCGUGAGCAUGCAUAGACGCUAUGCUGGCCUCGUGAACAUGCAUAGACGCUAUGCUGGCCUCGUGAACAUGCAUAGAAAGUGUCGAAUUUCAAUAAAAUAAAAUUCUACUCAAAGUUG